AUGCAAGCGGUGGGUCAAGUAAAUGAAAGGCCUGGCUCGUUUAGCCGCUGCACUGCUCGUUAUACUGGUGAGCGCAGCUCCGCGAAAGUUGAGGAGUUUAUUGCUGCUAUUAUGACUUUUAAAACAGUCGAAAAAAUAAGCGAUGCCGACGCAAUAAGCGGUAUGCCAAUGGUACUCGAGGGCGACGCAGCAGAAUGGUGGCGUGGCGUGAAGUCAAAAGCCAAUGCUUUUUCUGACGUAAUACGCAUGCUGCGUGAAGCGUUUUCCCCUCCGAAACCAUCUUGGCGUAUUUAUGUUGAGAUAUUCGAAUCAAAACAGCAGAAAAAUGAGGUAAGCCGACAGAGAGUUCAAGGUUUUGAUGACUUGCUAAAGGAAGCUAGAGAAGCUGAAUUAUACCUGCAAGAACGCAAAACGCAUGCUGUGAACACGGAUGAUACUCAAAAAUCGAGUGGUCCAGCGCGUUGCGGAUUUUGCCGCAAAAAGGGACAUAGUUCCGAAAUGUGUUUCAAAAAGAAAAACAGUGAAGCCCAGGAAGCGCAUGCCGCAAAGCUAGCGCAAGCACAAUCCCUAAGGCCUAAAUUCGCUUGCUAUGGUUGCAAUGCGCUGGGGGUAACUCGCGCGAACUGCCCCAAUUGCAUUAAAACAGAGGUAGCGAAACCAAACACAGUGAGCUUCAAUUCAUUAAAUGCUACAAAUGGUCAAGAAAUCCCAAGUUUCAACUCUUUGAAUUCAUUGAGUGCUACCAUUGGUCGAGAAAUACCAAUUGCUAAUAUACAAAUAUUUGGAGUACCGGGUCAAGCAUACUUUGACUCAGGAACGCGAACAAGUGUUGCUAGUGCUAACCUAAAACGCAUAAUGGAUUUUAAAGGCUAUGUGUUCAAGAGCGUUAGAUGUGAGAUAACUCUGGCCGAUGGCAGUACCUCCCUCGAAAGGUGCUUGUCAACAGUAUGUAAGAUAACCAUAGAUGGACGCACUCUGGACAUACAUUUCAUUGUUUUGCCAAAUGCGAAAAAUAAUAGAACCUUGGUUGGCGCAGAUUUCAUGGAACAGGCAGGGAUUGUUUUGAAUAUGGGUCAGCGUUAUUGGUAUUUCGAAAAUGAGCCAACAGAGCACUUUGAUUUUGCCGAUCCGCUACCGCUUGAAUUAAAUCUCGUUGAGAGAGUGAAAGUAAGCGACCCUAUUAGCAAACGAAAGCAAGAAGAUGAAUGGGUAAAGGAGGCAGUGCAAGCGAAAGUUUAUAUGUCCGAAUUUGAAUAUUAUGGAGCAGAAGUUCCGAAUACCUAUUCGCCGCAUUCGAUUCAGGACAUUUUUAGGGAUUCUAUUCCACCAAACGAGAUUACACCCGAAAGAAGUUAUGGUGCUGGAUUAUUUAAUGGUGCCAUCAACAAACAACGCUCAACAGAUUUGCUUACUAUCGACUUCCGGUUCCUUAAGAAACUGAUGGGGCCGAACACUGGUAACCAUGAACCCGUUGCACUUCCACCAUAUCGGCUAUCCUUCCCAAAGCUUCAAGAGUUGAAGAGCGAAAUACAUAAAAUGACUGAGAACGAUAUUAUCGAAGAAUGUGAUUCAGCGUGGUCAUCACCGGUUGUUAUGGUACCAAAAAGGGAUGGAAGCACACGCGUCUGUGUAGAUUACCGGAGGUUGAACGCAAUAACGAAGCCCGACAGGUAUCCACUACCCCGUAUGGACGACUUGUUACAUGCCGCUAAAAGUACCAAGUUCAUGACAACUCUGGAUUUACAAUGUGGGUAUUUUCAAAUCGCUGUUGCGGAAAAAGACCGCGAUAAGACAUGUCUCAUUACGCCGUUUGGUACCUACCGCUUCAAGCGUAUGCCUUUCGGCCUUCGGAACGCUCCGGAAACAUUUCAACGCUUGAUUGACCGUUUUAAGACAGCGUUACCAAAUAUUCAAAUCCUUGCGUAUCUUGACGAUAAUAUUAUUUGCUCACAUUCAUUUCUAAAUCAUUUAAAAGACCUGCACAUAGUAUUUGAGAAGCUUGAAAAGUUCAAACUGGNUCAACGCUUGAUUGACCGUUUUAAGACAGCGUUACCAAAUGUUCAAAUCCUUGCGUAUCUUGACGAUAUUAUUAUUUGCUCACCUUCAUUUCUAAAUCAUUUAAAAGACCUGCACAUAGUAUUUGAGAAGCUUGAAAAGUUCAAACUGCGCGUUAACAAUGCUAAAUGCCGUUUUUGCUGCGCCAGUGUGAAGUACCUUGGACAUGUUCUCACAGCCGAGGGUAUCAAAGUUGACCCAGAGAAAACGAUGACAAUUGCAGAACGAAGGGCGCCCCGAAACAUUAAAGAACUGGUGUCUUUUAUUCAAACUUGCUCGUGGUACCGGCGAUUUAUUGAUCAGUACGCGAAAAUUGCCAAGCCGGUUACAGACCUCACCAAGAAAAAUGCUGUUUGGCAAUGGCGCGAACCGCAGAUUGAAGCAUUCAAUAAACUAAAAGAAAUGCUGGUGAAUCCACCAAUCCUGAAGCAAGCCGAAGAUAACGUAUCCUUUAUGAUUAAAACUGAUGCAAGCGCGUAUGCACUAGGAGCAGUACUGCUGCAGGGGGAGAGAGACCAGGAGCAUCCUAUUGAGUAUGCAAGCCGUUUGUUGACUCCAGCUGAGCGUAACUACUCAACGACGUAA
Messenger RNA from Rhagoletis zephyria (snowberry fruit fly), 2640 nucleotides. RefSeq lists its product as uncharacterized. The record is from RefSeq and is a predicted model, not a curated record. NCBI's taxonomy places the organism in Eukaryota, Metazoa, Arthropoda, Insecta, Diptera, Tephritidae.